UUAGGUUGAAUUAGAAGUUUAUGCUUCUUUUAAUUCUUAAAAGUGGAAAACAUAUCUGUAAGCUUUUGGUAGAGUUUAAGUCUAUUAAGUAGAUUACUAAUAUACUUAUCAGUUUUAAACAUUAACAAAUAUAUUAGACACAAGUAGAAUUUUAUAUUUAAUAAAGCAUUGAACAAUUAAAAAAGCUAGGAAACACACAAUUAAUGAAAUGAAUGCUGUUUAAAGUUAAAAUAGCUAUUUGGUUAUUGGAUACAAACUUAAAAAAUGUAAGAAUUUGAGAUUUAGAGGCCCAUUUAAUACUAAUUUGAAUAUAUGUAAGGAGUAUAGUUAUAAUUGAAGGAAAGAUUUAUUUGGUGAGGAAUUAGAGAUGGAGAGUUUGUUGAGUUUCCCAACCCCGUCCCCAAGCCAUUGGGUUGAUAGAAAAUGGUAGAAAAUUAGAAAUAUCUCAACAUGGAAAUAGUUUGUAAACAAAUGUCAAUGAAAAAAGGAAGAAAAGAAAGAAAGAAAAAGGUUGGAGGACUUGAGGAUUGUCAACCAAUGCUGGCUGAACCAACUGUAGAUGCUUAGAAACUUCAAACUCACUUCUCCACCACACUUCUGGAGGGCAAUUGUGUUUUAUGUUCAAUUUCUCUUGAUUUUUCUACAUGGAUACACUCCUAAAUUCCUUUGGUUUCAUUUCAAUCAAUCUCCCACGUCUCCUAUCAUUUUCAGUAUUUAAUUGGCAUCACAAAAAUUCAAAUUAUUGAAAAUUACUAUUUCUUUGACAAUGGAAGCUUCAGCAAUGGUCCCAGAUUGGUAACAUCUUCCUCACAAUUGCCAUUGUCAUUGCCAUUUCCAAAUCUAAAUCUCACUAUUUAUUAGAGUUUCUUUCAUAGUUACGUAAAUGGAAAACUAUUGUUUUCUUCUUAACCUGUGAUUUCUUUCUUUUCUUUUCUGUCUUAUAAAUCUCCUCACAUGGCUAUGGGAUUUUCUUUACCUUGCCUUGUGAUAUUAUUUUUCUAUGUAGCUGUUCUUUGUGUUCAAGCUUCAUUUGUCUGCCAUGGAUUCAAUAAUUCAAGUAUGCUCCUUGAUCAAGGAGCUUCUAUAGAGCCUUCUGGCUUGUUAAGACUAACCGACAGCUCCCAGUACGUUAUUGGCCGUGCCUUCUAUCCUGAGACCCAGCUGAUGUUUGAUAUAAAAUCUGAACCAGUUUCAGAUGUUUCUUCUUUCAGCACAUCUUUUGUGUUUGCGAUAGUUCCAUCAAGCUCUGGUCCACCAGUUGGGUAUGGCCUCGCCUUUGUUAUGGCUCCAUCAACCCAAUUUCCAGAUGCUGCAAGUGAACAUUACUUGGGAUUAUUCAACCCCUCCAACAAUGGUGACCCUUCGAAUCAUAUUUUUGCAGUCGAAUUUGAUACUGUUAAUGGCCACGAUGACGAAACGAAUUUUAAAGGCAACCAUGUUGGAAUCAACAAGAAUGGUGUGCGAUCAAGUGCGUCUGAAUCGGCUGAGUAUUCUGACUAUGGCUCUGAUGUGAAGACGGAGGUGUAUUUGGAUACUGGUGAUCUAAUCCAAGCUUGGAUUGAUUAUGAUGGCCGUAGUAAGGUAGUGAAUGUCACAAUAGCUCCAGCAAGUGUAAUCAGACCAACUGAGCCAUUGAUUUCAUAUCCCAUUAACUUGACUUCAGUUUUGAAUGAGAGGAUGUUUGUGGGAUUCUCUGCAUCAACUGGAAAAGAAACAAGCUUCCACUACAUUUCAGGUUGGAGUUUUGCAAUCAACGAAUCAGCACCUCAGUUAGAUGUUUCUCAACUUCCUCCACCACUGAAAGUGCAAAGUCCUCCGCCUUCAUCGCCGUCAACAUUCAAUCCUCUAGUCACUGUUGUCGUUCCAAUAUUAUCUGCCAUGACACUCAUGUUAAUUUUGUUCUUAGCCUCCAUUUUCAGAAGAAGAUUGCGAGGUGAGAACCUUGAAGAAUGGGAAAGAGAUUGUCCUCACAGAUUUAGUUACAGAGAUCUUUACAAAGCAACAAAGGGAUUUAAAGACUCCGAGCUCAUCGGAUCAGGAGGCUUUGGCUCAGUAUACAGAGGUGUCUUACCUUCCACAGGAUGUGAAAUUGCUGUAAAGAAGAUAACAAGAAAUGCGAGUCAAGGAAUGAGGGAAUUCGCUGCAGAAAUUGAAAGUUUGGGCCGACUAAGACACAAGAACUUGGUAAAUCUCCAAGGAUGGUGCAAGAAACAGAACGAUCUUCUCUUGGUUUAUGACUAUGUUCCAAACGGAAGCUUGGAUUCUCUCCUUUACCAUCCAAAAGACAACUUGGUACUGAAUUGGGAACAAAGAAUCAACAUCCUCAAAGGAGUUGCUGGUGGAUUGUUAUACUUACACGAAGAAUGGGAACAAGUCGUGAUCCAUCGAGAUGUUAAGCCAAGUAAUAUAUUGAUAGAUAUUAGCAUGAAUGCUCGACUAAGCGACUUCGGCCUUGCAAGGUUAUACGACCAUGACCAAAUAUCACAUACAACCAGCGUGGUUGGCACAAUCGGGUACAUCUCACCCGAGUUGGCUCGCACCGGAAAGGCAUCGAAAACUACAGAUGUCUUUGCCUAUGGGGUACUAAUUCUUGAAAUGGCUUGUGGAAGAAGACCUCUAGAAUCAGAUAUAUUCAUAUUGGUAGAUUGGGUAAUGGAAUGCUAUGAAAAAGGUCGUGUUCUUGAUGCAGCUGAUCCAAAGUUGAAUGGAAUUUAUGACAUGGUUGAGAUGGAAAUGGUUUUGAAACUUGGACUUCUUUGUUCCCAUUACAACCCUGAAUCUAGGCCAAGCAUGAGGCAAGUCACAAGGUUUCUUAAUGGAGAAGACCAAAUUCUUGCUUUUGAUCCUUCACCUUAUUCUCAAAUCACAUUUCAAUCAAGCUCCGGAUUCACUCAAUUUAUUCCACCUUCUUCCCGUACUUCAACCGCCAGCUUUCUCUCUUCAACUUCCAUCGAUGUAGGCAGGUAAUCAAUUGCCUCUUCUCUUCUCUUCUCCUUUACCAAGUAAAUUUGUAAACCAAAAUAAGUUUACUUCAACUAACAUCUAUAUAUAUCUAUAUAUAUAUGUAUUAUGAAGUCCAUGAUUCAAUUUUCUUAUCUUCAAUUUGUACAAAAUCAAAAAAGGGUAAAUUGUUAACAAAUUUUACCAAAAAGGAUCCUAAUGUUUUGUAGAUU
This is a messenger RNA of Cucumis sativus (cucumber), 3173 nucleotides long. RefSeq names its product lectin-domain containing receptor kinase VI.4. Bases 955 to 2967 code for a protein of 670 amino acids. The transcript has a single exon. NCBI's taxonomy places the organism in Eukaryota, Viridiplantae, Streptophyta, Magnoliopsida, Cucurbitales, Cucurbitaceae. The record is from RefSeq and is a predicted model, not a curated record. Gene Ontology annotation, molecular function: protein kinase activity; ATP binding; carbohydrate binding. Gene Ontology annotation, biological process: protein phosphorylation. Gene Ontology annotation, cellular component: plasma membrane.